AGAACAGUAAGAAAAAAAGAGGAGAGGCUGGCUGGGUACACAGGCCUCUACAGACCGAGAGGGGACAGGAGGCUGUGCAAGGAGCGCUUUGAACUUGUGCAUCGGAUCUCUUGGCCACUGGUUAUGAAUAAGAUCUUAUCCUUCUGGGUGCUGCUGCUGGAUAUUACCUUUCCCUCACAGCAAAGCACAUUUUAUGCUUGGCUAAUUCAAAUAGGCUGCUCUGCACGGAAACGGGGGACUUUGUGAAGGGGACACAUUGCCUUCUGUGUAAGGAAGCACAGCUCACAAUGAUCUGGACCACACCAGGCAUUAGGAGACCUGUACAUUUGAUACACUCACUGGUGUUUAUUUUGCAAGCCUUCCUUUGGAUUGUAUGCGCUGUCUGUGCGGAGGACCAGUAUUUCAAUGUAGAGGUGUGGCUGCAGAACUACGGCUACCUUCCACCCACUGACCCCAGAAUGUCGGUAUUACGAUCUGCAGAAACCAUGCAAUCGGCUAUAGCUGCUAUGCAGCAAUUUUAUGGCAUUAACGUUACAGGGAAGGUGGACAAAAAUACAAUUGACUGGAUGAAAAAACCACGAUGUGGCGUGCCUGAUAAAACAAGAGCUAGUGCCAGAUUUAAUGUGCGACGGAAACGAUACGCCUUAACGGGGCAGAAGUGGCAUCAUAAACAUAUCACUUAUAGUAUAAAGAACGUCACUCCAAAAGUAGGAGAUACUGAAACGCGCAAAGCCAUUCGCCGUGCCUUUGAUGUUUGGCAGAAUGUAACUCCGCUAACAUUUGAAGAAAUUUCAUACCAUGAAUUAGAAAAUGGCAAAAGGGAAGUGGACAUUACAAUUAUCUUUGCAUCAGGUUUUCAUGGAGACAGUUCACCGUUUGAUGGUGAAGGGGGAUUUUUGGCACAUGCUUACUUUCCAGGACCUGGAAUAGGAGGAGACACACAUUUUGACUCAGAUGAACCAUGGACACUAGGAAACCCUAAUCAUGAUGGAAAUGACCUAUUUCUAGUCGCUGUGCAUGAACUGGGUCAUGCAUUAGGCCUGGAACAUUCCAAUGACCCCACUGCAAUCAUGGCUCCAUUUUAUCAGUAUAUGGAAACUGAGAACUUCAAACUACCUACAGAUGAUUUACAGGGAAUUCAGAAAAUAUACGGUCCACCUGAGAAGAUUGCAACACCAACAAAACCUCUUCCAACAGUGCCACCACAUCGGCCUAUUACACCAGCAGAUCCACGUAAGAAUGAUAGGCAGCCAAGACCACCUCGACCCCCAACUGGAGAUAAGCCAUCUUAUCCGGGAAUCAAGCCUAAUAUAUGUGAUGGAAAUUUUAAUACACUGGCCAUUCUACGGAGGGAGAUGUUUGUAUUUAAGGAUCAAUGGUUUUGGCGUGUGAGAAACAACAAAGUUAUGGAUGGUUACCCUAUGCAGAUAACCUACUUCUGGAGAGGGUUGCCCCCUGGUAUUGAUGCAGUUUAUGAAAAUAGUGAAGGAAAUUUUGUCUUCUUUAAAGGAAACAAGUACUGGGUUUUUAAAGACACAACUCUUCAACCUGGGUACCCCCAUGACUUAAUACAUCUGGGACAUGGGAUUCCACCACAUGGAAUCGAUACAGCUGUUUGGUGGGAGGAUGUUGGGAAAACAUACUUUUUUAAGGGUGACAGAUAUUGGCGAUACAAUGAAGAAAAGAGAGUAAUGGAUCCUGGCUAUCCAAAAUUAAUUACUAUAUGGAAAGGUAUACCACCUUCACCACAAGGAGCUUUUCUUGACAAAGAUAGUGGCUUUACUUACUUCUAUAAAGGGAAGGAAUACUGGAAAUUCCACAACCAGAAUCUUAAAGUAGAGCCUGGCUACCCAAGAUCUAUUCUUAAAGAUUUCAUGGGAUGUGAAAUUUUGACCGACAAAGACAUGGAUCGUACCAGUUCCCAAGAUGAUGUAGACAUUGUCAUCAAGCUGGACAACACUGCCAGCACUGUGAAAGCCAUAGCCAUUGUUAUACCUUGUAUCCUGGCCUUGUGCCUGCUUGUUCUGGUUUACACUGUGUUUCAGUUCAAGAGAAAAGGAACACCCCGCCACAUACUGUACUGUAAACGCUCUAUGCAAGAGUGGGUGUGAUGUAGGGAUUUUCUCUUAGAGGUUUGAGGUUACUUGAGAUUAAACAUCAGAGCUAUUAUGCUGUUCCCUAGCUAGAAGCAGGCAUCUGUAAGCAAGGAUCUUAGCUGAUCUUUUAAACCCCAAAAAGGGUUCUGUGUCCUGCUCUUGAUGGGGAUUCAAUCAUCUAGGAAGCUUCCAUGAAAUACAGUUUCUGCUGUUUCUCGAAUCUUUUGUAUUUCUUUGUCAUUCAACUUUAGGCCUUUCUUCUGCACAGUGAAUGCUAAGAUUACUUUUUGGAGUGAACAAUGAAAGGGAAGAAUUAAACCUUUUCCAGUAAGAUUUUUUUUUUUUUUUUUUUAAUUUUAAAAAUUCUAGAUCCUCUUUGAAAAGAUAUGUGCUGCAAGUGGAUUUUUUUUUUCAGAAACAGGAAUAUAAGAAAAGGAAAAAAAAUCAAGAAUUAAACUUUUUGGAAGAAUGCAAAGACCCAAAAUAGCUUUGUUUCCAAAGAGGAUUGAUUUUCUGCUACAAUGUAUUCCCACAUCGGAUUCUGUGGGAGAGCAAUGUUGUGCAGGACCUUUAGACUGUUUGGACAGCAUUUUUCUAAUAACUAAAAGGGGCCAAAAUAUCUGCAAUAUAGUAACAGCCUUAAUACUACAUCAUUUUGUGUUUUAUACAACUUUUCUGAUAUUUGUCCUAAAUGUUUUAACACAUUUAUAGUCAUUAAUAUACAGACAGAAUUUUUUUUUAUUAAGUUUAUUUUUUGUUUAUUUUCUCUUAACAUUUUAUCAAGCUGUAUUCAACUGCCUGGGAUCCUUAGCCUGUAUGUCAGGAAUACUCAAUUGAAAGCCUAGCAGGAUGCAUUGUGUCUCUAAAGUGGUUUGCAAUGAGCUACGGCAAAAUGCCUGUCAUGUUGUGAAGAAAAUUGCUACAAGUAUUACAUUUUUUUAACCCUUUGAGUGCUGUUGUAUCAGUUUUCAGAUUCCAAUUAAUUAUUCAGCUUGCUUGUCAAAACUAUAUGAAUGUGCAAAACAAGUAAAUCAGUAUGAGUGUAAAAGAGGACCUAGGUAGCUUGUUUAUCUGAUUAUUCAACAGCUUCUCAAAUGGUUUUUGAUACACAAAAUAUCUAAAAGCAGAACAACUAAAAUUCUCAGCAAAAAGGCAAGUUUAGAAAAGUGUGGUAUGCUUACAAAAUAUUUUAAUAGACAAUUUUAUACAUUUGAUUUGUUUUACGUUGAACAUACAUUGCACGAUUGAGACUACAAAUUGCCUUACAUGAGAACAUCCAGGUACACAUACGUGCCGAGAAUCUGAAUACUGCAUGUACCCCAGUGCAUUCUCAGCUCUGCACGUUUACCAUAGUUCUCAAAGGGUGAGUUAGGAUUUCUAUAUAGCAGUAGAUUUGGACGAGAAAGUAGUUGAAAGAUCACCAAAGCAUUUUCUUGUCAAGUGUAUUAUGUACUGAAAGUGCUGUUUUUAUUUUCAUGUGACCUGCAAAGCAGGAGUUUUUUUCCUAGAGAAAAAGUCAGCAACUGACAGAAAUCUUUAUUGAACUUAUUAAAAAAACUGCUUUUUGCAGUUAUGCUUUUACAGGAUGGUUAGAUUGAACGCAGUUUCAACAAGGUUAAACUGACAUCUUAUGAAAGUCAGUAUUAUGGAGUGUCAUUGUUAUCCAUGAAUAGUUUGCCUUUAACUUAAAUACUGAUCUGUUGACUGUCAUAACUAAGUUAAAAAAUGUUUUUAAAAAAAAUGUUGCUGUCUUACAUUAAACAGAGCACUGUUCAUACGGUUUGUGCCCUUUGACCUUUAACUAUGCUGACAUUUCCAGGGGAAACAGUUAGAUGUGUACAUGAGUCAUGGAAAAAAAAUUCUCUGAUAAGCUCAGUGUGAUAUUAUUAUUACUAUUAUUAUCGGUUAUUUGUAGAGCGCCAAAAGAUUCCGCAGCGCUAUAAACAAAAGGGGAGUACAACAAAACAAUUAUAGGGAUCAAAUGGGUAGCGGGCCCUGCCAAGAGUUGCACUGUUGUAGUCAGCUCUUAAGAAGGUGAUCUACAAACAGCUGGACUCUUAGGCUUACAUGCUAAGGGGGUUCAGGGGAUAGCAAUGGAGGAGAGGAACUGGUAUAAAGAAAGGUUAGCAUAGGUUGUAUGAAUCCCUGAACAGUAGAGUCUUUAGGGAGCGCUUGAAGCUUUCAAAACUGGGGGAGAGUCUUGUGGAGCGAGUCAGAGAGUUCCACAAGAAAAUACAUUUUAAGUUAAAUAACAAUUUGGUAAGAAAUUUCACAUGGGCGUGUAAUGUGCAUGUAUGUUCUACAGUAUACAUGUACCUCAUGAACUCUAUAUAUUUUACAUUCAUUAUCUGAAAUAAAAAAAAUAUAUAUUGUAUCUGGAUAGCAAUUAAAUAGCAUCUACUAAUAUGUACGUAAUAUUUGUUUUGAUAUUAUGUUUACGCAUUGAUACAUUUUGACCGUAGCACUGCGUCAACCAUAAUUUUAUUCGCUCAAACAGGAUUGGUGGUUGUGCUUUUUGUCUGUUAGUCAUAAGUUAAAAUUAUACUAGUAAAUUUAUGCAGUACAUUAUACAAGUUUCCAGAAGACUUUAACAUACUAGACUAUAGAAUAUAUGAAUAAAUAUUUCAUGCACAGGCAUUUUUUUGUGUCCAUGUGAACAUUUUAACAAAAAAAACAACAUACAUUUUUAAAUAAUAAUUUAGUAGAAAAUAAAAUGUAAUUAACCACAUUUUUAAAUAAUAAUUUAGUAGAAAAUAAAAUGUAAUUAACUUACCUGUAUAUUUAUUAUCAGAUUUAGAAUAAGAAUCAAAUAGUUCCCUAUAGUAAAUAGUUAUUUUAGGUAUGGUUUAAUACAGAACAAAGGUUUGAUGAAAUAUUGUAAAUGUAAAAAAAAAAUAUUAAAAAAUAAGAAAGUAUUUGGUGAAAGGAAUGUUUCAAGUGUGGCUUGCUGCCUAGAUAAAUAUUGACGUAUCUGCAGUAUUGAUCUAUUGAAAGCCCUUUUCUUUUUUGUAAAAAUUGUGUUUGUCCCACACUUACUAUUUGCAAAUACAAUAGACGGUUUGGGUAAUUUAUAGCAUUUAUAGUACAUUUCAAUUUUUAACCCCUCUAGGGAGCGUUGGAAAAGCACACAAUGUUUAUAAUGUCCCUUUAAUGUCGAAGUUGACAUUCAUAUAUACAUAUUUUUAUGAAUGUCUAAAAUUGAUCAGUCUGUGCUAUUUGUAAUGUUAAUGCAUUAUAAUAAUUGCAGCAAGUAAGAUUUACAUUAAUUCCUAACCCUCUCGAUAUGUGACAGCAUUUUCAAAAUAGAAUUAAAAUAUAUACUUUAUGGAAAGGUGAACAGAAUAAUUUCACUGUGUUCUUUAUACUAUGCUAAAAUGUCUGGUGAAUUAGUUUUCUUAUAUAAAAAUGUUUUAUUUUCAUCACCUAGAAUAUCGUAAAUAUGUUAUUCUAUUUUGCUUCCACUGACAAACACAACACUUGUUUGUGCGCAAAUAUAAGACUGAAUAAAUGGUGCUAAUGUGUACUAUGUGCGGUUUAGCCGAACAAUCGGAUGUGGUGCUUAGGCUGCGGUUACUUACAUUGUUUUAUUAAUCAAUGCUUAAAUAGUAUAUUAUUCACACUAGUCGUAUUUUAAUAUCAAUAAAGGUCAUUGCACGGAGAAAUUAAUUUAAAGAGGAAUGAAUAACAUUAGAUUGUAACUCCUUAGCUAUCAGAGAGGCCAGGAAUGCAUUGCGCAGCAGUGCAGCAAUGUGUUUUAUCCUUCUCUGGCUUCCAAUGGGUUAAUAAUAACUGGUUAUUGUCCCAUGUUACAUCACUAAAGGUCAAGGGGUCAUAAAUUGUGUUACAUUUUCCAUGCUGAAUUCAAUAAAUAUGAUUUAACAAAAUGAUUGUGUUUACAAUGCUUUAACUCUUUGACUGUAGGGUUUGCUAGUUAGAAAAUGUGUUUCCUGUUACAACAAUCAAUGAGUUAAAGGCUGUGCAGUGAUUUAUUACUAUUUAUUACUAUUUAUUUUAAGUUUCCUUUUGAAGAGGGCUGUUGGGGGCAAGGCAGUUAUUGUCUGCUGUAAGUGUCUUAAAUUACGGAUGGGUUAUAUGGCUUUUUAUACUAUUGCAUCUUAUGUAAUUACCAUUGUUUUAUUGUGUUGUAAUUAAAAAUCAAAUAAAUCUGUCAAUAAAUAGCAGGCAAAAUACUUCUCAA
This is a messenger RNA of Bombina bombina (fire-bellied toad), 6294 nucleotides long. RefSeq names its product matrix metallopeptidase 16 (gene MMP16). The transcript has 10 exons. The record is from RefSeq and is a predicted model, not a curated record. Lineage: Eukaryota; Metazoa; Chordata; Amphibia; Anura; Bombinatoridae. Gene Ontology annotation, molecular function: metalloendopeptidase activity; zinc ion binding. Gene Ontology annotation, cellular component: extracellular matrix. Bases 288 to 2111 code for a protein of 607 amino acids. Gene Ontology annotation, biological process: skeletal system development; collagen catabolic process; proteolysis.